Molecule: messenger RNA, 1083 nt
Organism: Pipistrellus nathusii (Nathusius's pipistrelle)
Lineage: Eukaryota; Metazoa; Chordata; Mammalia; Chiroptera; Vespertilionidae
Source: the annotation of a GenBank genome assembly
AUGUGGACGCUGGCUGCCCUGGCGGUGCCCGGGAGGCUGCUGGGCGCCCUGUGGAGCCUCCUGGCGCCCCUGCUCCUGGGGCUCUGGGCGGCGCUGCGGCCGGCGGGGGCCCAGGGGGGCCGGGGGCUGCCGGAGGGGCGUCCGGGACCCCAGGGGGCCGGGGAGGAGGAGGAGGAGGAGGAGGAGGAGGAUCAGGACCGGCCCCUCACGCCCACCAGCGUCAACUACCACUUCACGCGCCAGUGCAACUACAAGUGCGGCUUCUGCUUCCACACGGCCAAGACCUCCUUCGUGCUGCCCCUGGAGGAGGCCCAGCGGGGGCUGCGGCUGCUCAAGGAGGCCGGCAUGGAGAAGGUGAACUUCUCGGGCGGGGAGCCGUUCCUGAAGGACCGCGGCGAGUACCUGGGCCGCCUGGUGCGGUUCUGCAAGGAGGAGCUGGGCCUGCCCAGCGUGAGCAUCGUCAGCAACGGCAGCCUCAUCCGGGAGCGCUGGUUCAAGGAGUACGGCCAGCACCUGGACAUCCUCGCCGUCUCCUGCGACAGCUUCAACGAGGAGGUGAACGCGCUCAUCGGCCGCGGCCAGGGCCGGCUCAACCACGUGGAGAACCUGCGGCGGCUGCGGCGCUGGUGCCGGCAGUACCGCGUGGCCUUCAAGGUCAACUCCGUCAUCAACCGCUUCAACGUGGACGAGGACAUGCGCGCCCACAUCCAGGAGCUGAACCCCGUGCGCUGGAAGGUGUUCCAGUGCCUCCUCAUCGAGGGGGAGAACGUGGGGGCCAGCGCCCUGCGCGAGGCCGAGCGCUUCGUCAUCAGCGAGGAGCAGUUCCAGGCCUUCCUGGACCGGCACCGCGGGCUGCCCUGCCUGGUGCCCGAGAGCAACGCCAAGAUGAAGGACUCCUACCUGAUCCUGGAUGAGUAUAUGCGCUUCCUGAACUGCCGAGCGGGCCGCAAGGACCCGUCCCCGUCCAUCCUGGACGUGGGCGUGGAGGAGGCCAUCAAGUUCAGCGGCUUCGACCAGCAGGCCUUCCUCAAGCGCGGCGGGAAGUACGUGUGGAGCAAGGCCGACCUGCAGCUGGACUGGUAG